AUCCACUCGAUCUUCGCAUGCACAUGCCGCCUCUGACUUGCCUUUGUGACCAGCAGCAUGCAGCGUCGGUGAGCCAAGAGUCUCAUCAGCUGCCCAAAUGCUUCUAUGCCAGUCAUUCACGACUCCCAAAUUGAAGAUUCAUGUCCUCGCACACCGUUGGCUUCCGGCGACUUUUGGCGCAGCGCCGCACUUCCACGAUGCCCCGCUUCGCCAUUGAUCCGAAGAGAUCAGGACCAUUCCGACUGCUUGUUGAAGGAUUACUCGUUGGGCGAGAUAGGCAUCUCGAGCACCCAAGAACACGACAUAGCAGCACUUCUCCACGAUCAAAAGCAAGUUCGACUAAGCUGGAUUGAAAAGCACGCUUUCGUCUUGCGAAAGAUAAGCCCUGCAUCGCUCGCUGAAACUUGGUGGGGAGGAUGGCCUUUGGCGAGUACAUGCGCGACAAGGGGCAUUCAUAGCAACAUAUCAAAGUCACGCUCACCCAACGACAGCGUAGUCUUGAGCAAUCACAAGUGCUCAAAAGACCACAGACCACCGCACGCUUCAAUUAGCCGAUGUCGGCGUGCGCUGAUAACGAUCGUCAUCGUUGCUCACAGCUGCAUGGGUGCACGUAUCACGGCAUGCAAAUCACCAGCAAGGCAGUGUCCGCAGUGCAGCGGAAGCAGUCAAAGCUCCGAUAGCGCACUUGGCAAAGACGUUCACUUUACUAGGCAGGACUGCAGUAGAAUUUGAGGUCUUACGAGAGCGAAAGCGCUCUAGCAUCCCACUGGCCUCUGUUGGGCGAUAACCUGAUAAGUCACGACGUCAUUUUUCACUCUCUACUCACCGGCGUGUGAAUAAGCAAAUAGGUGCAUGAUCGAGGUUCCCCUUGGUACACCUGUCUGUCUGUCGACCACCAACGCUCUUACAUCGC
Ceraceosorus guamensis is the source of this 913-nucleotide messenger RNA. RefSeq lists its product as hypothetical. The transcript is spliced from 2 exons. NCBI's taxonomy places the organism in Eukaryota, Fungi, Basidiomycota, Exobasidiomycetes, Ceraceosorales, Ceraceosoraceae. Bases 106 to 732 code for a protein of 208 amino acids. The record is from RefSeq and is a predicted model, not a curated record.